AUGGCAGAAGUAGCCGCUGCUCCGGUUGCAGACGCGAUGCAGGGUGUAGUAGAUGCUGCCGCUCCUGAAAUUCCAGUCGUAGAGGCACCAGCAGUCCCCCAGGAACCUGAAUACAAGUCGGAGACACUGUAUAUCCAAAAUCUCAACGAAAAGGUUAAGCUGGAUGUGCUAAAGGCUUCGCUGCGCGGCCUCUUCAAAUCGUAUGGCGAAGUGCUCGACGUCGUCGCGCACGACAAUCUGAGAAUGCGUGGACAGGCCUUCGUCUCAUUUCCAUCGGCUGAUAUUGCAGCAAAGGCGAUGAAGGAGGUUAAGGGGUUCCCUCUGUACUCGAAGCCAAUGCAAAUAUCAUUCGCGCGAACGCGAUCAGACGCCGUAGUGCGAACCCUCGAUCCCAACAACUUCGAUAGCCACAAGACCAAGAGAACCGAACACAAAAAGAAGACAAGAUACACGAAUCCGCUGAAGCAGAAAUUCCGGGCCAAGCGCAUGGCUGCUGAGAUGGAUGGUGCGGCCGCAGUGCCUGCUACGAAACGUCCCAACGUCCAAAUGCCGGACGAGUAUCUCCCACCGAACAAGAUUCUCUUCCUGCAAAACCUACCGGAAAGCGUCACGAAGGACCAACUUAUGGCUCUGUUUGCUCAAUAUCCCAAUCUCCACGAAGUUCGUCUCAUUCCAACGAAGAAAGAUAUUGCUUUCGUGGAGUAUGUGGACGAGAACAGUGCAGGGGCUGCGAAGGACGCCCUACACAAUUACAAGUUGGAUGGCGAGAACAAGAUCAAGAUAACGUUCGCAAGGAAAUGA
Molecule: messenger RNA, 801 nt
Organism: Pleurotus ostreatus (oyster mushroom)
Lineage: Eukaryota; Fungi; Basidiomycota; Agaricomycetes; Agaricales; Pleurotaceae
Exons: 6
Coding region: 1-801 (266 amino acids)
Biological process (GO): mRNA splicing, via spliceosome
Cellular component (GO): U1 snRNP
Molecular function (GO): U1 snRNA binding
Source: RefSeq, a predicted model, not a curated record